Messenger RNA from Dermochelys coriacea (leatherback sea turtle), 9858 nucleotides. RefSeq names its product inositol polyphosphate-5-phosphatase E (gene INPP5E). The coding region runs from base 375 to 2345 and encodes 656 amino acids. Lineage: Eukaryota; Metazoa; Chordata; Testudines; Dermochelyidae. Gene Ontology annotation, biological process: phosphatidylinositol dephosphorylation. Gene Ontology annotation, molecular function: inositol-polyphosphate 5-phosphatase activity. The record is from RefSeq and is a predicted model, not a curated record. The transcript is spliced from 11 exons.
GCUGAAGGCGCCGGUCCCUCCUCCGGGCGGCAGGGCGCGCUGGCGGCGGGCUCCGGCCCUCCGGGCCGCGGCUGCUCGUCGUCGAGGGGCGGCCCCGGCCCGCGGUUGCCACGGCCGGGCCGCGGGCUGCUCGCUGGACUGGAGUUGCAGGUUUCUUACCUCUAAGGUUUUUCCAGCCAUGCAUCUUGCUACUCACAUAACUUUCCUGUAUUCCUGGCAAAAGACUCAUGUGUAUUCACAUUCCUGAUCUCUGUGUUUCGGUUCAAACACCUGAACUUACCACCCUGGGAGCCAAAACUAUACAGUAAAGGAAGAUGACUCUUUGAGGGACUGACUCUAUGGAGAGGGGUCCAUAGCUGGUACAUGGGAGGAGAAUGAACCCUCCAAAUGGAUUUUCCGAGCAUGCAGUGGCAUGUAUUACUUCGAGCACAGAGGGCAGAGUACUACAGGACCAGCAAGUGAAGAAGACUGGUGGAGCUAUGAGGAAGGAGGCUGGUGACAGCAAGGUGCUUGCACUUGAGGACCAUCCAGACAUAGAAUCCUUUUUAAAUGACACCUUAAGAUUUCCCCCUGAUGAAAUCAAACCCAAUAUGAAGAUUAAAUCUGUCAUUCCGAAGCCUCCCAGGAAACCCAGGCUAGCGCGAGCAUCAUCUCUUGAUGAGAAAAGCUGGAGGAGGAGGAGAGUGUUUAGAACGAGUCUGGAAAAUCUGAUUGAUCCCGAUGAGACAAGCUCCUCCAAUGGCUCUCUCCAGGAGUCGUCCCUGAAUCCUCCCACCAGGAGCAGAGUGGUACUCAAUGGUGAACAGGGUUCUUUGCACAACUUGCAGGAUGCCUCAGAAGUGAGCCCUUAUGGGAAGAACAAGGGUAGCAUUUCAGAUUCCGAGAAACAGGUCUCUGAGGUUCCCAGUGCCUCUGUGGGGCUUAUGCAGGGGAAAGAAUCUUCAGGCAGCAAACCCCGGCUGUCCAAAAUAACACCGCCUCGACCGCUGCCCCCCCUGGAACUCAGCGUGGCCUCUCACGUGCUGAGGACAGCUAAUAGGAUCGACUCAGAUUAUAUGGAUUACCAGCAUUAUUCUCAGAGCAGGUUUGAAAGGUUGAGCAGCAGCCUGAGUAACACCGGGCUUCACAACAGUGGGAUGGUCUGCGAUAGCUGUUCCACAGACUCCAUGAAGUCUACGUUCAGCCUGCUCACCCCUCUUCGUGCCAAGGAUGUUCGAAACAGAAGCUAUUUGGAAGGCAGUCUUCUAGCUAGUGGUGCAUUGCUGGGAGCAGAAGAACUGAGCAGAUAUUUCCCUGAUCGGAGCAUUGGAAUAUUUGUGGCCACCUGGAAUAUGCAAGGCCGGAAGGAACUUCCAGAGAAUCUGGAUGACUUCUUGUUCCCUUCGGAUCCUGACUAUGCCCAGGACAUGUAUGUUGUUGGCGUUCAAGAAGGCUGUCCAGACAGAAGAGAGUGGGAGAUCCGUCUGCAGGAGACGCUGGGGCCCCAUUACGUCAUGCUGUACUCAGCUGCACAUGGAGUUCUCUACCUGUCAGUGUUCAUAAGAAGAGACCUCAUCUGGUUCUGCUCAGAGGUGGAAUAUGCCACUGUGACCACUCGCAUUGUGUCUCAGAUCAAAACCAAGGGAGCCCUGGGAAUCUGCUUCACGUUCUUUGGGACUUCCUUCCUCUUCGUCACAUCCCAUUUCACAUCGGGGGAUGGUAAAGUGUAUGAGAGGAUACUGGACUACAAUAAAACCAUCCAAGCACUUGCACUUCCCAAGAACGUCCCAGAUACAAAUCCCUAUCGAUCCAGCCCUUCUGACGUCACAACUCGGUUUGACGAGGUGUUCUGGUUUGGAGACUUCAAUUUCCGACUAAACAAGGAUCGUGAGAGUGUAGAUUCAAUCCUGAACCAGCAUCUGGAAAAAGACCUGUCCAAGCUACUGCAGUAUGACCAGCUCAUUAAAGAAAUGAGUGAUGGGGCUAUUUUCAAAGGGUUCCAGGAGGCUGCCAUUCAUUUCCGUCCUUCCUAUAAGUUCGAUAUAGGGCAGGAUAGCUACGACACCACUUCCAAGCAGAGGACGCCUUCAUACACGGAUCGAGUGAUCUACAGGAGCCGUCACAAGGAUGACAUCCAUGCAGUGAAGUACUCCUCCUGUUCCAUGGUCAAAACGUCAGACCACAGGCCAGUGUACGGGCUGUUCCGGGUGAAAGUCAGGCCCGGCAGAGACAACAUCCCGCUCGCUGCAGGGCAGUUUGACAGAGAACUUUAUUUAAUUGGAAUAAAGAGACGAAUUACAAGGGAACUUCAGAAGCAGCAGGAGAUAAAGGACCAAAAAUCCAGCAGAGUCUGUACUGUUUCCUGACCUUAAAGCCCAGCAACAAGCUUGUAAAUGGUGCCCUGGAGGAGGAUUUCAGACCCAGGCAAAGAUGACUUGAUUCCAUGUCUGCAGAGGUACAGCUCAAACUCGGUUUGAGUACCAGUUGCUGUGGCCUGUGCCAAACAUCUUAAACUUCAGUUCUCAAGUUUCAUUUGCAUGAGCUAAUCCAAGGAACUUGAGUGCUUUAUUGCUGAAGAGAAAGGGAGUAAAUAUUCAGAACAGAUGCUUCUGCUUAUUCAGUCAGGUCACUUUUAGCAAAACUUCCUUUGCAAGCAACAGGAUGCAGUUCGGUGGUGAUUCUGGCCAUACCCAAGACAAGGUGCCCCAUUGGGUGCAUUGUAUUACGAGUGGUCUUGGAUUGGAGCGGUUACUCAGGGACAGUUUUCAAAAAGGAGACAAUGGUGGUUCCAUCUGUUCUAUUCAGUCUGUUCUGGAUACUUGCUUUGUAAGUAUCCAUCUCAGGAGGGCAUUGAUGUCAGUUGUUUAUUUCUUUACCUAUAGCCAAAUGUAUUCUGUAAAAUACCUAAGGGGAUCAACUAGAGAACCUGAGCAGUCUCUCUCCCAGGUUGAUGCUUGCUCGUAAUAGUUUUGCUGUUGUGGGCCACUGCAGCAAGAUCUGUAUGGAUGUACAGUAAUCAAAGUGCAUUUGAGAUGGCCUUUUAAUUAGUAUUUAUUUUUACUACUUCUGUUGUUGCUAAGGGUGCAUAUUAAUUUCUCAAACGAGCACACGUCCUCAGAUAAAGUCAGACUUUCUGAACCAAUGUUCAUAUCAUAAUUUAUGGAUCCUCUGCAGUGGAGAUCCAGUUUCUACUUCAUUGAGAAAUUGGCCACAAGCGUGCAGCAGCAAGAAACACUGCAGCUGAAAUCAGUGGCCUCCGUGGCGUUAAUGUGUAAAAAUCCAGCAAAAAGUGAUUUACGGUAGACGUAAAGACAGCACUAAAGAAAGCUACUUUGGGGUAGGAGAAAAAUAUGUUUUGACCUUUGGGAGAUAUUCAGAGCAAGAACCAGGAGUCAGAAUAACUCAGUUCUGUUCUUUCUCUGAUUCUCAGUUUGGAGAAACUAUGUCCCCCCAGUGGUUGUUUCCCAAUCAGCAAAAUGUGGAUUCUUCUGGAGGUAAAGGCACUCUUAAGUGUCAAGUAUUACACUUGUAAAAUGUGCGUGACAGUUACUACAGUAAAACUUCUCAUGGGCAUACCUUGCUUGAAUCAUUAGCUAAAGCUAACACUUUUUAAACCACAUUACUACUGAAAAUACAAAGCAAAUGAUUUGGAGAACGCUCCAUUGUAAUUCAGUAUUUUGCAAUCACCUACUUCCACAAUAAACCUUUGGAUGAAAAGGUACGUUCUAGAACAUGAACAAUAUUGUGAUCAUUCCAAACUCUGGAAAAAAACCUAUGAGAAGUACUACUCUUCAUUGGUAAUAAAUUAAUCACCUUUUCAUGUUUUCAACAAAAAUGUUGCUCUCAGUAAUCAUGUAUCAAUCCCUCCUUGAGCAAAACUUUCAUUGAGGUAUCUGAGGAUAGAAUUGUUGAAUGUGUAGGAGAGCAAAUGAGAAUUGGCUGCUUUAUUGAAGGAAUAUAAGGCUCAAUCCUGCAAGGUGCUGAGCAUGCCAACCCCAAUACAGCAAGACUGAAGCGUGGGGGACUACUCACCUGCUUAAAGUUGAGCAUGUGCUUAAGUGCUUUGCUCAACUGACCCGAGCACCUUAUGGAAUUGAGUCUUUAAUGUGUCUCCCCAUCCCCUUUGAAAAACACAUCAGAUUUUGGUUUAAGUGAUAUUUUCAUACUGCAGACAUAGCCUAGAAAUUAAAUUAUAAAGAAAAGUUCAACUUUCUCUCUGUUUUCAGCAUUUUUGUGUUAAAGCACCUGUUAGUGUGUUUUCUGUCCCAAUUUCUGUUUACAAAUAAAAUGAGGAGUAGAUUUACUCAUACCUCAAAUGGCAUGGUUUCUAAAAUUAAGCUUAUUACUGAGAGGCAGAUUUCCUGUGGGAACAGUACUCAGCUAUAAAAGGGACCUACUGCCCAUGUGCCAUAAAUCCUUUGCAGAGAGAGUGAAGGUUCCUGGGUAUGUGAAGUAGUGAUAAGAUGCAUAGCCCUGAGCCUAUGGGACCAUGCACAUGCCCGGAUAAAUAGCCCAGAGUGAAACAGAGCCUCUGUGAAUUUAAAACCGUCUCUAUUUGUGCACAAGACAGGUACAGCCAUCAGUCUUAGCCUUUUUUUUUUUUUGGGUUCCUUAAAAAAAAAAAAAGCCAACAAAACUGUGCACCUUAGCUAGAGCCAGCUUUCUUGCUGAGCAACAGCAGAGCUAAGUUCUAGUCAGAGCUGUGACAUGUGCUUACUGCCCAGGUGGCCAGGGGCUAAUCAUGUCAUCUUUCCUCAGCUGUAAAGGAGGAUAUGCUUCUUGCUUGCCUUACUAAGUGUUAAUGGAUUAGUUUAAAAGCACUUCAUUAACUAUCAAUUUAACAGCCUUCUAGAAAUCCAUUAAGAGUUGAUAACUUUCUAAACUGUCAGUCACUUUGCUCACUUACUAAUCACACCCAUUCAUUUCAAUGUCUUUAUUUGUUUCCUUGACAAAUAUACACACCACAACUGACCGGACAAAGCUGUAUGUUGUAAAACAUACCAUAGGUUCAAAAAGCGGCUGCAUUUUGUUAGUAUUAACACCACCACUUUGGGCCUGUUCUCUGGUCCAGGAACAUGCACAACUUCCACUCACAUGAAUGGAUGUUACGUGGGUGCAUCUAGUAGCUGCCUCUGAACCUUCUGCUCAGUUUGAUCACUUAUGCAGAGUCAUUUAAUGGCAGCAUUGAAUAAUUUCACUAUUUAGUCUAGAAAGGUCAGAAAUUUGUAUAUAACUGGAUAUUACAUCUCACCUGUCAAAGAUGAUGGUUUCUUGUGUUAACCCUGUUAUUGCUGGUAUUCUUAUAUGGAUUUCUUCUUAUGGGCUUUUAGUAAGAACCACUUACCUUCAAAACUAAGCUCUUUAUACAAAUCACUGUCUGGUUGCUGACAACAUUUAAAUCAGCUCAGUCUUUCCUGGGGAAAUAGGCAGUUAUCAGGGUAAAUUGCUUUUCUGUUAGCAAGAAACCAUGAGUUGCACUUAAGGUUCAACCUAAUUUCAAGUGAGCGCUGGGUGGCCACGUAUCUACCACCCCACACCCUUCACAGGGGGAUCUGUCUGACAGCACAGCACUUGAUGGAAAGCUGUAACUAAGUAAGUAUGUUAUCCAUGAUACGUUUAACGAGAACAUGCAGAAAUCCAAUUCAGAUUAUUGAAGGUAUUUUACAAAAGCAGCCAAUAUUUACAUUUUAAAAUGAACUAAGUAUAAACUCAGAACUUUGUCGUUGGGACGGAUUGUUCUAGUGUCCUCCCUUCAACUUAAUUACAGUUUUAUAUGUUCUCUGGACUAAGAAGCAUCACAUUAGCACCUUACUUUAGCAAUACUUGUAACAAUCCUCCCCAAGUGACAGUAUUACUACUCACAGUCUACAAGAUUGGAGGACAACUGAUUUAUGAAAUGUAACUCCACCUAAAUCUAUUCCUUUCGUAAGGAAUACAACACAUUUUGGGCUACAACCACCAAUGCUCAGACCUAUCAAGAAAAAAUAACAUGAACACACUUCCCUUGCAAUACAGGUUAUUUAAAGCAAGUGGUAACUGUAAGAAUCUUGGCUAUUUCAUCAGUAUGCGUAGCCCUUUCACCUGUAGUGGUUUACGUUUGCUUUGCCACACUGCUAUUCAAGGUGCCAAGGAGAUAGGCCUACACACACAGCCUACCGCAGAAGGCAGAAGAAUUUAUUGAUAGCCAAAGUGCUCGUUCAGAGCUGGGUCCGCUCUGUAAGCUUAUACCAGCGUGAACACUUCACAUUCUGAACAGCUGAAGCAGUCUCAGCUACAAGAGAAGUUCCAUAUUUACACCGUGUGCAUGUAAAUAUUCUUUUUUGCAGUGACAUAAUCCAAAGAACAAUAUGUGUAUAUAAAAAAGUAAGUCUCCUGUUCUAUACAGCAUUUGCUGCUUUAUCGAAAAAGCCGAUACAUCCUAGGUAGCCGCCCGUCCUUACUAGACAGUGCUGCUUGAAUGUGUUCAUAUGUAGGCAAUUCGGUCAAGUCACCCAGUGCAGCCACAGCUGGUUUGUUACGAAGCAUUUUAGCGACCACUCUCUUGAUGUCAUUGGGUUUCACGUUACCUGCAGACGAUGACAACAAGAGCUAUUUCAAAUGCAUUUUAAACAGAGAUAGAAGCUUUGCUCUGAAAACAGAAUGAUUUCAUUGUGCUAGAUCUAUACUUGGAAUGUCUGCAUUUUAAUCCCAGCUCUGACAAACUGUGUGUCAGAUUUCUCCUUCUAUCGAACGGGAGCACCAAGCUAGCUAGCUCACAAGCAGUUGAGGGUUACUUUGUAAGAUACUUUGAAGAUAUUAAGUUAAUUUAUUACAAGUAUGCCCAAUUAAAGGGGGACAUUCACAACUGCAUUUCCCUCUGAUUUUUAACUGUUAAAUAAUUGCCACAAUUGUUCUGAGAUCAGAGAAAACCUUUUUUGAUAGUGCUUUUGUCAGGCCAGUUCUGCUGGUCAGUUGCUCUGGUUUUGGUACACAAACCAGCCCAUAUCACUCACGCACUACGCCCCACCCACGAGGGCCUCUCUCAGUAAUGACAGCAGCAAAGGUGAAAUAAAUUCAGAGGCAACACACAGAUGACAGAAGAGACAGGAAUGGGGAGGAGGGGCAGAACUGGGCCUAGGUCUGUUCGCAGCAGCUACUCCCAGGGCUGUGCAUAAAAGCCUUAUGGGGCUGGCUCUUAAAUUAAUUUAAAAAUCAAAUUGAUGGUGUCUCUAAGCCUUGCUUAGUGUAAAUACACCCUAGGGCUACGGGGGCAAAACAAGCUCUUCCAUUUGCACUGUCACCCUCCCUCCUAACACCCCAUGAAGUGAGAAAGGUAGUAUUCCUGUUCUACAGAGGGGGAAACAGAGGAUCAGAAACAUUAAGUGGCUUGGCCAGACACAGAGCAAGACCAUGCGACAGCUGGGAUGGCCUGGCUUCCAGUGCAUUAGACAAAAAGGGCCUAAUCUGAAUUCUUUCCAUUGAUUUCAAUGGGCAUUGGCUCAGACUUCAUCGCCUCACUAGUUACAUUUGCUGUCUAUAUUUGAAAUACCAUCAGCAGCAAGGUGAGCUGGGCAUUUGCCCCAAUACUGACAAACAAAUAUUUAAUCCUUAGAGCGACUGCUGUCAUUGAGGGAUUCUGCUGAAACUUCCCUGCCCCCCACUCUGGGGGUUAAGAGCCCAUAGGAGCCCCACCCUGCUGAAGAGUUGAACCAGAACUGCAGAGGUGGCACCUGACCAAAAGGUCCUGUUUUUAUCAAGGACAGGACUUAGGUGUUUAUCCCACCCGAACUUGCGAGGUAGCUCCUGCGCGAAGGUAUCAGCAGAGUGCACCUACAGCCCAACAUGGUCAGCGCAAAGUCAGUGGGGUUUACUCACCGAUGAGAGAGCACAGCUCAUGAGGGAGCUUUCUUGUGUUUGUUGCCAGCACUUGCCUUCCUACAUCCUCAAAGAUAACUGGCCGGGAUUCUAGGUUCAUCAUAAGCAUGGAUUUCAGCUGGGUCUUUGCUCGCUCCAAUUCUACCUGUAUGGCAACAAAAUACAAAAGAUUGCUUUAAACUGGUCUCAGGACUGGCAACUACUCUACCUGCUGUACAUCCUCCAAGAAUAACUGGAAGACAUCAACAUCGCAUUCUGCUGUCAGCAUAAGUCUGGAGCUGGGGGUGGCCUUUACAGCUGGAAUGAGUCUAAAGAGGUGGGUUUGUUUUUUUUUUAAAAGGAAAAGGAAGGUGCUUGAUAAGGUAACAGACGGUACCAAAAUGAAGUGGCGUGAAGUCAGGCAUGGGCAAAGGGUCCCUUCUUCUACAUAGAUAUUUGACACCCGUACACACACAAAAUUGAUCUACAAACACCUGCCUCCUUGUGGAGAUGCUCUUGUGAUUACUAGACUAUUAAAGACAUGAUACACAGUCAGGAGAAAAUGUACAUUCAGAAUCUUACAUAUGAAAUUCAUCAGCCUAGCUAGGGCCCAUUACCAUAGUAUUUCAGUACUGAGACUAUGUGCAUAAAACAGAGUUUGGGCAACUUGCCUCUCCCACUGCUCCCGCCAUUAAAAUGAACUCUCUUGUGAUUAUUUCCACCAUUUCUCGGACCUGUAAAAACAAGCGAGUCUUUGAAAAAAAAAAAAAAAAAAUAGAACAAUGCCUGUCCAUUCUCUCACCUCGGGUUUAACCAAAACAAGAAAAAAAGAUCAAAAACCAGUGAUCAGCAGGACAUGACUUUCCCUUUUCUCCUUUUGGAGUCUGAAAGAUUCAAACCCCUCCCUUGCUGAACUGCAUGAGUACAGGAAAAUUGUAGUAGGGCACCACAGAAGCAAUUCCCAUCAUUGAGAAUGGAGCUUUACCAGAAGGGGAGUGAGGCUGUGCAGAGCACUUGAGCCAUUUAGGGAAGAUGUUUAUAACAGUGGGUCAGGAACACACAAACCCAAUUCAUCUUUAUACAUAGUCAGCUAAGUGGGAAAAUAGGAUACUCUCUUCCAGAGUAGUGAACUUUCACAAUGCCAGUAACAUUUUACAGUUAGAAUUGGCCAUUAUGAACAUGCAACCCCACUACAAAACAACAUAUCAUACCCUGUAGGUGUGAAUGACAAAGUCUGAUGUGUUAUAUGCAACUGAUAGUCGUUUUUUCCAUAUUAUCAUUAGCGGUUAUUGAAAUUAAGUCAGUGACAGACUUACCUUUUAUGAAUUUAUGGCUUGGGAUAGAAGAGUACAUACCUGUCGAGGAUCUGCACUGGAAUGAAUACACAAGAGACCUGUAUCUUCAUAACUGUGAUGGUAAGAGGUUGCAUUAUACAUCCAGUGAUGCCUGUAAGUACAAGAAUGUGCAUCUGAGUGCUCUAUAACUAACAAAAGACAAUACACUCCCUGCUUCAUCUUCAAGAUAGGAUUCCCAAAUGCUGAUUGCAAUUCAAACUAUCAGUCCAAUCGUCAGGAACAUGUCUCCGCUCCCCUGAUUAUUUUCUUCUAUGUAUGUCUGCCUUCUACUCGCCUCCCCACUGUUUCGACAGGAGGAGGAUACUGUGCAGGAACAGCUGCAUCAACUGCUGAUUUUCACAAUUUUUUCCCCCCAAUUGAGGACUUGGGCCAGUGGAGGAUGACAGGAUCCCAGGGCACCUGUGUGCUCAGUUGAAUGACACCCACCUCCUCCCAAAUAAGCCAUGUCUGCUUCUAAGAGCUGAUUUUUAAAAACUGGACAUAUUUAGGCUUUCAUGUGAGGCCUUCUCUUCAGGGCCCUCAUCAAAGAUGAGUCCUUUGGCAGCAUUCCUUGAAAGGGAGGUAAACACACCUGUUGAGCACAUUAAGAUACAGACGGGUGAACAUGCCCUUGCCAGGCCCUCCGGCAGAAAAGGAGCCACCGCCUCCCAUCAUCAUGUUUAAUACAGCGAAGGGAAUGAAGUCUUCCUCC